Aspergillus glaucus CBS 516.65 is the source of this 3591-nucleotide messenger RNA. It is a transcript of the gene mph1, whose product is annotated as 3'-5' DNA helicase. Bases 21 to 3461 code for a protein of 1146 amino acids. Gene Ontology annotation, molecular function: four-way junction DNA binding; four-way junction helicase activity; hydrolase activity. NCBI's taxonomy places the organism in Eukaryota, Fungi, Ascomycota, Eurotiomycetes, Eurotiales, Aspergillaceae. Gene Ontology annotation, biological process: double-strand break repair via synthesis-dependent strand annealing; replication fork reversal; interstrand cross-link repair. The transcript has a single exon. The record is from RefSeq and is a predicted model, not a curated record.
GAGGGACAGCCAGACUCGAUAUGUCCGACCUGGAUAAUGAUUACGACGAUUACCUUGACGACAAUGCUUUCCUAGCUGCUGAAGCCUCCGAAGCAACCGCAGAAUCGAACGAAAACACCCCCCGAGCGGCGAAGCGACGUCGUUUGGAACAACCCGAGGAAUAUGGCCAGGAUGGAGAAAGCGUGGGAUCACAGACCGAUUCUUUCCGUGCUUCUGGAGAUGUCGGCAAUGACGAAUAUGCCUCAGAUUCGUUCAUAGAUGACGAUGAGAUCCGCUCACCUAGCGGAAGAUCAUACGGGGAAUUUGACGGAGAUUCGAGGCGCAAAUUAAAGGCAUUCUAUCCGAAAAACAGCGUCAUGCAGGAGGAUAUCUUCGUUACGCAGUUAACGCAACCCCCAUCGCCGCCUGAAAGGAUCCGUGGACCUCGUUGGAAGAAACCUGAUCCGAAGCCUCCUACGACUACACCUCUUCCACCAGUACGCGAUGAGAGAAGCGGCGGCGGCGGUAGAGUUGGGAAACCAGCAGUUGAUGGAGGACGAGGAGGAGACAAUGAAUUCUCUGACGAUGAAGGACUGGAUGCCGCCAUUGCGGCAUCGGUCGAAUCCUUCGAGGAGGAGAACUCCCGGGCAGCCACAUCUUCGUUUUCACACGAGCCAGCGCAACCACGACCAGCAACAGCCGCUGCUUCCAGUGGCCAAAAUAGCAAUAAUAACAAUGUUUCAACGGAUUCAUUCCUUGACGAUAUACCGGAGGAUGCGUUUGACUCGGAGCCGUCUUUAUCUCCUCCACCCAGAACGAAUACUCAAGCGGCACAGCGAACUCAGACAUGGCCAAGCAUGGGCCGUCCUUUGAAUGGGCCUACUGGCCUUCGCCAAACAACAUUGUUCGGCAUGGCUGCUCGAUAUGCAGAGUCAGCGCCCAGAGGUGAACAGAACCUCUCUCCACCUAGCAAGGAGGAGCCUCCUACUCACCACAAAUUAAACAACGACGCCACUGCUACGUGGGUUUACCCUACGAACCUGGGCAGGACAAGAGAUUACCAGUUCAACAUAGCUCAAAGUGGCCUCUUCCACAAUUUGCUAGUGGCGCUGCCGACAGGUUUGGGAAAGACGUUCAUAGCGGCAACCAUCAUGCUAAACUGGUUUCGCUGGACAAAGAGUGCUCAAAUCGUCUUCGUAGCACCUACAAAGCCCCUCGUGGCUCAGCAGAUUUCUGCAUGCUUUGGCGUCGCUGGUAUUCCACGAUCACAGACCACAAUGCUUACUGGAGAAGCAGCGCCGGGGAUACGGUCCGAGGAAUGGAAGACAAAGCGCGUGUUCUUUAUGACUCCACAGACCUUGGUAAAUGAUCUCAAAACAGGAAUAGCCGACCCCAAGCGUAUUGUUCUACUAGUCGUCGACGAAGCUCACCGUGCUACCGGUGGCUACGCGUAUGUGGAGGUGGUCAGCUUCCUUCGCCGAUUCAACAAGAGUUUCCGGGUGCUUGCUCUAACCGCUACGCCCGGUUCGACGGUGGAGUCUGUACAGGCAGUCAUCGAUGGUCUGGAUAUUGCACGUGUCGAGAUACGCACUGAAAAAUCUCUCGACAUUCGAGAGUACGUUCAUUCCAAAGAUAUUGAGACUCAAACGUUCGAAAAUUCCGAGGAAAUGGUUCUUUGCAUGGACCUUUUCUCUCGAACAUUGCAGCCUCUUGUGGACCAGCUUCGCAACCUCAACGCCUACUGGGGACGAGAUCCCAUGAUGCUGACUGCGUUCGGCUUGACCAAAGCGAGGCAACAAUGGAUGGCAUCGGAUGCUGGCAGAAAUGCAAACAUGGGAAUGAAAGCUAAAACUAACGCUAUAUUCACGGUUCUUGCGAGUUUGGCCCAUGCGAUUGAUCUGCUCAAGUAUCAUGGAAUUACCCCCUUUUACCGCCACCUGUUGCAUUUUAAAUCCAGCGUCGAUGGUAAAAAAGGUGGAAAGUACCAGCGCCAGAUUGUCCAGGAUGAUCAUUAUAAGAAGUUGAUGAACCAUCUUGAUCCAUGGGUCAAAAAUCCCGAGUUCAUCGGGCACCCUAAGCUUGAAUAUCUCAAGCAGGUUAUCUUGAACCACUUCAUGGACGCUGGUGAGGGCGGCGAAGACUCAAAUAAAUCGGCGACAAAGGUCAUGAUAUUCGUGCACUUUCGAGAUAGUGCUGAAGAAGUCACAAGGGUGUUGAAACGAUAUGAGCCUAUGAUUCGACCACAUAUUUUCGUUGGACAAAGUAGUGCCAAGGGCUCAGAUGGAAUGAAUCAAAAGACCCAACUUGGCGUCGUGGAGAAGUUCAAAAAGGGGACCUAUAACACCAUGGUAGCUACGUCAAUCGGUGAAGAAGGCCUGGAUAUCGGUGAAGUCGACCUCAUUGCUUGCUAUGACUCCUCUGCCUCGCCAAUUCGUAUGCUUCAACGAAUGGGGCGGACUGGUCGUAAGAGGUCCGGAAACAUUGUCUUGCUUCUUAUGCAGGGUAAAGAAGAGGAAUCCUACAUUAGGGCAAAAGACAACUACGAGAAAAUGCAGCAUAUGAUAGCCAGCGGCACCCGGUUCACUUUCCAUGACGAUACAUCCCCUCGCAUCCUCCCGGCGGGCGUGCGGCCUAUACCUGAUAAAAGACAAAUCGAUAUACCGGACGAGAACGAACAGCAAGAUUUGCCUGAGCCGAAAAGAGGAAAAGGGCGAGCUCCGAAAAGACCGCCAAAGAAAUUCCACAUGCCAGAUGAUGUCGAAACGGGCUUCACUAAAGCAUCCAGCCUCGACGAUAUCAAGAAAAGCAAGAAAGAUAACAAGAGUAAGAGGCGUGUUCGAACGCCAACUCCUGGGCCUGUCGAGCUGCCUGCACUUGAUGAAGUGUUACUUACUUCACCGCAGCAACGAGAGCUUGAACACCGGUAUCAGAAUAUUGGGGGCACUAGUCCGCAGUUUAUUCGUUAUCCGAGGAAUGAUGCUUUUCCUCGUUUGCAGCAUGUCUCGAGGCCUACGAAAUCGGUGAAACAUGGGAAACUGACUCAUCGUAUGAUUGGUAUGUUGCGAAAUAUGGACAAUGUGAAUGCCGAUUGCGAAAAGCAUUACAAGCAUAUUCUGUCUCUUGUGCCUAAACCGCCCCCAAAGCUUUCGUCUCCUGUCAGCGAAGCACCCCGACGGAAGGCGAGCGAUAGACGGCCAACGAAUCAUUCUAAAAGAUCCAAACCUCGUGCUUCAGAACCUAAACCAAAUCCGCCACCCAUCGAACUCGAUGGGGAAUUGAAUCUCGAUGACGAACCACCUUCUCCAGAUGUGUUAUUGUCUUCCCUGGGAGACCGUCAAGAAUCACCCAAAGCCUCGCAGGUGAGCGAUCUGGAUAGCAGCUAUGAUCUUCCGGACCUCAAGACACUUUUUGAGCAGGCAGGCGUAGAAAGUCAGCCCAUGCGCAAGCGACGUAAAGUCGUGGAUGAUGACUGUGAUGAAUGAGUUUGGGACGUGUUAUGAAUCUUGGCUGGUUUUGGUAUGGUGUCUGUUUUUGAAGCGUUGGAUAUUAAGUAUAUACCCAGAUUUUUGUUGUAUCAAAAUAUAGACAAGCAUGUACUCAUGCAUAGCAACC